Messenger RNA from Sipha flava (yellow sugarcane aphid), 1483 nucleotides. RefSeq lists its product as uncharacterized. Bases 134 to 1054 code for a protein of 306 amino acids. The record is from RefSeq and is a predicted model, not a curated record. Gene Ontology annotation, molecular function: chitin binding. Gene Ontology annotation, cellular component: extracellular region. NCBI's taxonomy places the organism in Eukaryota, Metazoa, Arthropoda, Insecta, Hemiptera, Aphididae. The transcript is spliced from 4 exons.
AUUGGAUAAGGAAAUAUUUUUUGUAUAAUAUAUGUAUAGUACUAUCUUAGUGUUGCUUAUAAAAGCUAUGACUUAACCUUUGAUGAUAAAUAUUGAACAAUUUUAAUGUGUAUAGUCUAAUCUGUACAUCAACAUGAAGAGUGACAGUACUCUAGUAUUUUUAUUUCUCAUGCACCAUGAAAUAUUAUGUAUUGGUCAUUACCCAGGUACAUUAAUCAAUGCAUCGUUUUCUAAAAAACACUUAAAGUCGGCUGAAUUUUAUAAAAACAUUUAUACUGGGGUCAAAAAUGAAGAAAUUAAUAAACCUGAAUAUAUUACUUCUAUGAAUUAUAUGAGAAAGUCUAAUAAACAGCGUGAAAACAAGAGUAAUGCAGCUUUGUUGUGGGAUAAAAAAAAUUGCCUUCCAAAAUCAACAGCUCUUUUUCCUGUUCCAUCAGAUUGUAGAAAGUAUAUAAGAUGUAAUAAAGGUCAAGGUUCUGUCAACUCAUGUGCAGAAGGCACUUUGUUCAAUCCUAAUAGUUUAAAAUGUGAUUCUCCUGAUAAAGUACAAUGUUUAAAUAGAAAUUCAUCAGUAUUUGAAUCAUUGUUCCCAAACAAAAGUUCUAGUCCGAAUUUUGAUUUAAAUACUCAAUUUACAAACCGGUAUCAAUUUCAAUCUACAGAUAAAUAUCAACCUCAAUCUUCUAAGCCCUUACCUGGAACACAAUUCAUUGUUGACUUACAAAAACCAAAAGUGAUCAAUUUUACAGAUUAUUCUGCUUCUGUUUUAAACAUAAAUUAUAAUUUACCAGUUGGAGGUAAUAAACCACUAGUAGGUUCUAAUAUUGUUGUCAAUCAACCUGUAGAUAAAUUUAUUUAUCAGUAUCGACUUCGACCUACUAAUCCCUUACCUGGAACACAAUUCAUUGUUGACUUACAAAAACCUAAAGUAAUCAAUUUUACAGAUUAUUCUGAUUCAGUUGUGAAAAUAAAUUAUAGUUCACCAGUUGGAAGUAAUAAACCAGUUGGUUCUAAUAUUAUUGUCGGACAUCAGUCUACUAAAAUAUCUACUUAAAUUCACUAAUUAAUUAGUUCAUUUAAUAUUUAGUUAUUAUCUAUUUAUAUACUAAAAUAGCUCAUCUUGUUGUCAGUCUACUAAAAUUUGUAUUGUAUUAACUUAAUUUGUGAUAUAAAAACUUAGGUCAAUUAAUUCAUGUAUUUAUCUUGAAAAUUGUCAAUGAUAACAUUAAUUUUUGUUUAAAUUACAAUUUUUCGUAUUAUAAUUACUAAUUCAGAAUCGAGUAUUCAAUUACCUAAUAUAUGAAAUACAUUUCAUUUAAAUUUCUUCAUCAAUUUUAUAAGUUGAAUCACCAGCUAAUUAAAUAAAUAUAUAAGAAUUAACUUGGGUUUCAAAACCUCUGAGACUGUUUAGGUACUACACUAGUUGGGUCUUGAAUUAUUUAAGUAUACACUAGUUCCUGAAUAUUUUUUGGUAAAUACUACA